UGACUCAGCUGUUAAACUCACCUGUGAAGACGUGCAGAGAGGUCCACAGUGUGAUUUCCCAGGACAGGGAAGAAGCUGAAAGACAACGUUACGUAACUCUGUGAACAAACAUGUGAUCCUACCUGUGAGAGCCUGAUGUGGAAACUCCAUAUAUGGUCAGACAGGUGUGAGUGGAGGUGUGUCUACAAGUUAAAUAGUUUGCAGUGGAGUGUAGACACAGAGUCUGUUAGAGACAGCAGCAGCAGCAGAAGAAGAAGCACGAUGCUGCAGUGGAGAGGACUGAGGGAUCACAGGGGGGAGUGUAACAGGGCAGUGUUGGUGUCUGUGGGGGAGUUUGACCCCGGGGUGAGGCUGGAGAGGAGGCCUGGAGCCAACAAGGACACCAAGAGUCUCCACCACACCCUCAGCAAACUGGGCUUCAAGGUGGACAUCCACUCCGACCUCAGCGGGGACGAAAUCUAUGAGCUGUUUGAGAAAGAGAGCCGGCGGCCGGUGAAGGAUUGUUUUCUGGCUGUCUUGUCGUCUCACGGCGAGGAGGGCUGCGUGUUCGGGGCUGAUGGGAAACCUGUCCGACUGUCACAGAUCUUCAAGUAUUUUGACCACGAGUCCAUGGAGGGAAAAGCCAAAGUGUUCCUCAUACAGGCGUGUCGUGGAGACGGUCUGGAUGACGGCGUGGAGGUGGAUUCAGCUGAUGAUAGCAGAGAGUGCAUCUUUUCACCACAUCACUCUGUUCCUGUAGAUACAGCUGUGAUGUACGCCACCGCGCCAGGGUACGGAGCGUUCAUGCACCCCCUCGGAUCAGUCUUCCUCCAGACUUUCUGCACUUUAUUAAAGGAGGACGCCAAUCGUAACCUGGAGCUGACGCGCCUGAUGACCCGCCUCUCCCACAGAGUGGCCUACACCUUCCAGGCCAAAGGUCGGCUGCUGGGCGGGAAGAAAGAGAUGCCGUGUCUCCUGACACGACUGACCAGAGAAGUGUUUCCGUUCGCGGAGCCGGGGAAAGGCGACGGCGAGGCCGCGGGGCUCUCGGCCACGUCGCUGCUCAGUGCUGAUAACGUGAGAACACGGAGUCCUUCCAUCAGUUAGACUGCAGCACGCGACGUGCACGUGACUGCACGAGAACGUAUGAGGACAGUAAUUAACAGCAGGAAUGUUGACGGAUGAGAGGAGAUAAACUAACAGACUCUGCAGAAGAAACCGGUUUGUGGUUUUUGGACUUCCUGAAGAAAAUCCAAAGAUGUCAUCAGGAAACAUUCCGAGCUCUGAGACAGUACGUGUUUACAUGAGACUUAUUUAAUAUAUGUUAUUAAAUGAUGGAACAAUCA
Molecule: messenger RNA, 1325 nt
Organism: Larimichthys crocea (large yellow croaker)
Lineage: Eukaryota; Metazoa; Chordata; Actinopteri; Sciaenidae
Gene: casp17
Product: caspase 17, apoptosis-related cysteine peptidase
Exons: 4
Coding region: 136-1086 (316 amino acids)
Biological process (GO): proteolysis
Molecular function (GO): cysteine-type endopeptidase activity
Source: RefSeq, a predicted model, not a curated record